Messenger RNA from Candida dubliniensis CD36, 984 nucleotides. RefSeq names its product D-arabinose 1-dehydrogenase (NAD(P)(+)). The transcript has a single exon. Gene Ontology annotation, molecular function: D-arabinose 1-dehydrogenase [NAD(P)+] activity. Gene Ontology annotation, biological process: dehydro-D-arabinono-1,4-lactone biosynthetic process. Lineage: Eukaryota; Fungi; Ascomycota; Pichiomycetes; Serinales; Debaryomycetaceae. Bases 1 to 984 code for a protein of 327 amino acids. Gene Ontology annotation, cellular component: cytosol. The record is from RefSeq and is a predicted model, not a curated record.
AUGCUUCAUCCAAUUGGCAAACCUGAAGUGAUUCAGCCAUACUCGAUUAAAAAUCUACCUCCAUUGAUAAUUGGAGGAGCUGUGUUUAAUUAUCAAUACACUUCUGACCCCCAUUCCCUUCCUGUACAAGAAUUAAUCGAAAGGGCUUUCCAACUAGGUUUAAAUGCCCUUGACACUUCACCGUAUUAUGGGCCAUCUGAGGAGAUUAUUGGCGAAGCCUUGCAAAGAAUUUCAUUUUCUCGAGACCAAUAUUACGUUUGCACCAAGGCUGGUCGGGUCAAAUUGGACGAAUUUGAUUACAGCCGAUCUAGUGUUCGCCAGUCCGUAAAGAGAUCCUUAAAACGUUUGGGGACUUCCUACAUUGAUUUGGUUUAUAUGCAUGAUAUCGAAUUUGUUGAUCCGGAUCAGGUCAUGGACGCAUUAAGAGAAUUACAUUUGCUUAAAUGUGAAGGGCUUAUUAAGAAUUUCGGGAUUUCGGGCUAUCCAGUGAAAUUUUUAUACGAAAUUGCUCUUAGAUGUAAAAACGAGAUUGCUCCGUUAGAUGCGGUAUUGUCAUACUGUAACGGAUGCAUCCAAAAUACAUUAUUGUUUGAAUAUCACGAUAAACUCUUACAAGACUGUGAUGUCCAGAUAGUUUUAAAUGGAUCAAUUCUUUCAAUGUCGAUGUUGAGAUCAGAUAUAACACAUUCAUUCCAUCCUGCGUCUCAAGCAUUAAAACAACGAGUUGCUGACAUUGCUCAAAAAUUGAAAGAAGAAAACGUUGAAUUAGCUGACUUGGCUACUCGAUUCGCCAUAAAAGAAUGGUUGUUCAAAUAUAAAUCUGGUAUAGUUUUAGGAGUCUCGAACUUACACGAGUUGGAGUCAGCAGUACAAUGUUACUGGGAUGUAAAGAGUGGAGUUUUCAACGACGAAAAGUUGGUAGAGCAAGUACAGACAUCAUUAGCUGAACAUUUGAAUGAAACAUGGUCUAGUGGCAAGCAUUGA